Molecule: messenger RNA, 3375 nt
Organism: Vigna angularis (adzuki bean)
Lineage: Eukaryota; Viridiplantae; Streptophyta; Magnoliopsida; Fabales; Fabaceae
Product: myb family transcription factor PHL7
Exons: 7
Coding region: 549-1382 (277 amino acids)
Molecular function (GO): DNA-binding transcription factor activity; DNA binding
Source: RefSeq, a predicted model, not a curated record
CAUUUUCCUGCACCGAUGCAAGGAAUCUUAAGUAUUGGGGAGGGCUAAACGGCGUUGAUGUCAAAGAGAGACGACGACAAACAAAUACAACCAAAAAGCAGUGACACGUGACAGGCGCGUGGGACCCGCCACCUUGGUUAACGACACCGUCCAUUUAAAACGCCGCCGUCUGUUCAAUUCAACGCUGGGAUUCAUAACUGGUCUCUCUCUUUCUCUCAAAUCCAAUCAUUUCCUGAAAGACAAAACAAAAAAAAUCACACUCACAACACAAACACCACCACCAAUCCCCAAUCUCUAACUUUUCCCGAGAAAAUUUCCAUUUUCUCUCUCAGAUUCCCGCAAAAUUUUACAACGCCACUUUUGCCUCCGCCAAUUCAAUUCUUCGUCGUUUUCUCCAAUUCUAAUGCGUCGAUUUCGGGCUGGAGAAUGAGUUCUCCCAACUCUUAUCUCAUUAUCAGUUUCCUUAGAUCUCUCCUCAAACCCUCCACAAUCUCGGCGUUCGACAUCUCUCGUCCAAUUUUAACUCUCGCUUAGCCCGUAAUAUAACUAUGUACCACGCAAAGAAGUUUCCAUCGGCUAGUAUGGUGCCCUAUAAAUCUCAAGGUGGUGCUGAACAAAUUGCAAAUGUUGAGGUUUUGGGUGGAUCUGCUGGAAAAAAUGCCACACCGGCGGAAGGAAGUGGGAAACAGCGUUUAAGGUGGACAUCUGAUCUUCAUGACCGUUUUGUGGAUGCCAUUACACAACUUGGUGGACCAGAUAGGGCAACACCAAAAGGUGUCCUUAGAGUGAUGGGUGUUCCUGGACUGACCAUUUAUCAUGUUAAAAGCCAUUUACAGAAAUAUCGUCUUGCAAAGUAUUUACCUGAAUCACCAGCUGAUGGUAAAGACUCUAAAGAUGAGAAGAGGAAUUCUGGAGACAGCUUUUCUGGCGCAGAUUCUUCUCCGGGAAUGCCAAUCAAUGAUGCCUUAAGAAUGCAGAUGGAGGUUCAGAAACGUCUGCAUGAGCAGCUUGAGGUUCAGAAGCAAUUACAAAUGAGAAUUGAAGCACAGGGUAAAUACUUACAAAAGAUCAUAGAGGAACAGCAGAAAUUAGGUAAUACCUUAACAACCUCCGAAACACUUCCUUUAUCGCAUGAUAAGCAAACUCAUCCGCACUCGGAGGCUUCUGGAUCUAGUGAUGCCCUUGCAAGCACUUUGUCCCCUCGUAAAAAACAGAGAAUCGAUGAUGGUUCCAAGGAUGGCUUCACUGCUUCCCAUGUAAGGAAGACUGAACAAAAGAAUGAGUGCAAUGUUGGUCAGUUGGAUCCAAAUUUGUAUGAUGAUGCUGGGUUUGGAUUUGAUUUGGAGACAAACAAAGAUGAACAUAAGGAGAGUGGACAGUAAGAACUAGGUUCCUUUUGUAGGUUCUGUCUUCAUUGUAAUGUGUAGUGUAUUUUUCUGGUAGAAAAUACAAAUCAUGCUUUGUAUAUAUAUAUAUAUAUAUAUAUAUAUAUAUAUAUAUUUAUAUAUUUCCAUGCAAUCCAUUUGUACAUAUUAAUGUAGAUAUAGAUGCAUUCUUCUCCUGUUGUGAGAGUCAUAAAGAAUGCACUCUUCCACCCAACAGAAAUGCUGUGUGGGUCAUGGAUGAUGACUGUUGGGUGCAGGAUACUUGAUGUUCAGGUUGCUAUGGUCCAAGUCAGUAUCAAAUACCUGGAGAUGACAUUGUUUGAUCCUUGUAACCGACCUAAUCAUGGGAGAUGGCACUUAGUUCUUAUUGAUGGAAAUAGUUGUGACAAGCUUCCCUUUAUAUUACUUAUCUUCCAGGCCUUGGCACAGUUAGACUCGUCAAUGUGAUGCUAUCAAACCUAUAAAAUAAUAAAUUUGUUAAAGACAAAAGUAAUGUGGCUAGAGGCUUUCAUCCAUAAACUAAAUACCCUUGUUUGGUGCAAAACUUGUUCUUACUAUUUGUACUAAAAGCCCCAGAAGAACAAAUAUAGAAGGAUUUUAUUUACUUUUAUUCAUAUGUACUUACAGCAAUUUUAGUAUAUAAUUUGGAAGUUUACAAGAUAUUACUAAUUAGCUAUUAACUUAGUUCAAAGUCAUGGUUAUGUACUGAAGAAAAAAACUGUUCAAUAAAACUGUUUAUUCGUUAAAGUGGAAAUAAAAGGAGUUUUUGGAAUGGGAGUCUAGUCUGUAGUGCUUUGAAAAAUAUUUCUUAUCGAAAGUUUGUCACCAUGUUGAACCAUUAUAGCUUUAUAUCACGCAAGAUUUUCUAGUUCUAAGUUUAAUUAUAACAGAAGAAUGAUUUUACUCUUUAGAUGACUUAGAAGAUAGUAUUAAGAAAUAGGGAAAUGAUACUUCGACAACCAGUUUUGACAACAUUUUGACACGGAUCACGUGUCAAAAUGCCAUUGGUCCAGAUGGAAAAUGAUUUCAGAAUUUUAUAUGAUGUGGAAAUGCAGUCAAGUGGCAGAGAGGUUUGAAAUUGGAGGGUUUCAUUUUCAGUUUUGGCAAUUUGAAUUUGGGGCAUUGGGAGAGAGAGAGAAGAGAAGGUUGAGAGAGAGCGGGAACCCUAGAGCGAGAGUGUCGUCGGAGUCCGUCUUCCUCGGACCAGUUCCUCCGACCACCCACGAGUUCUGCCGGAGUCCGUCUUCCUCGGACCAUCCAGGUGUGCCGCCGGAGUCCGUCAUCGUCCGACCAGGCACGAGUUCCGCUGGAGUUCGUGUUGGGGCAUUGGGAGAGAGAGAAGAGAAGGUUGAGAGAGAGCGGGAACCCUAGAGCGAGAGUGCCGUCGGAGUCCGUCUUCCUCCGACCAGUUCCUCCGACCACCCACGAGUUCCGCCGGAGUCCGUCUUCGUUCAACCUAUAGCGUUCCCAUUGAGGGUCGCCGCAACUCCGUCUUCGUCUUCCGUUCGACCCAGCCACGACUGCCGUCGGAGCUCGUCUUCUUCGACGUAUACCGUUCCGAUUGAGGGUCGCCGCAACUCCGUCUUCGUCUUCCGUUCGACCCAGCCAACCAAGCGCGCGUUUUCAGCGUCCAUUCCUCCCACCCUCUUCGUUCGACCUAUAGCGUUCCCAUUGAGGGUCGCCGCACCUCCUUCCGUUCGACCCAGCCAACCAAGCGCCCGUUUUCAGCGUCCGUUCCUCCCACCCGCUUCGUUCGACCUAUACCGUUCCCAUUGACGGUCGCCGCACCUCCUUCCGUUCGACCCAGCCAACCAAGCGCCCGUUUUCAGCGUCCGUUCCUCCCACCCUCUUCGUUCCCUGUGUCGGACCCACUGGCAAUCAUGUUCAUUAAAGGUUGGUUUAUUUGUAUUGAGUGGAAUGAAUUUGUAAUAGAUGUAUGAUGUUGUUUAUGUACGAUGUUGCUUAUGUAUGAUAUGGUGUUUGUAAGGUG